GUGGGUGGGCGUGUGUGCGCGCAUGCGCCUGCUUUCGUUUCCUUGCUUCGUGUCUAACGUAGCAGAACCCUGAGCAACGGGACCUCAAGCUCCAGCACUGCACAUAUUUUUGGACAUCAUCUGUUAGAAGAGUGAGAGAACAGUGCUAAAGGGACACCUGAAACUUCUCUCUCAGAGAGUGUGGAUUCACACUCUUUGCAAGACACCCAUACUAAAAUGUGGGAACAUGUUUCACGUUCAACAAUAAGAUGUGGAUGUGGUUUUAAAAUGUAAAGGAAUAUUAUACUGAAAAGACAGCAAUGGAGACUCGGUUGAAGAUGCAGGAGAGGAGAGAGGACUCUAAAUCACAAACAAGUAAAACACGCCCUUCCUCAGAAUUGAGGAUUGUGUUGCUUGGGUGUGUCCAAUCUGGGAAGAGUUCAGCAGGAAACACCAUCCUAGGCUGUGAGGAGUUUGAGUUAAAGAGAACUGCUCAGUGUGUGAAGAGAAAAGGAGAGGUAGCAGGGAGACGCAUUACUGUAGUUGAAGCUCCAGGAUGGUUUGUUAAUCAGCUUUUGGAAGAGAGCACUGAGUUUUGUAAACAGGAGAUAGUACUCAGUGUAACUAAGUGCCCUCCAGGACCCCACUGUCUGCUGUUGGUCAUAAAUUUGGACGACCGUAAAUUUGGAUUUACUGAGAAUCACAGAACAGAACUGGAGAAACACUUGAAACUUCUCACUGAGAGAGCGUGGAGUCACACUAUAUUGCUGUUCACUUUUGGAGACAGUCUAGGAAACAAACCCAUAGAGCAGUACAUAAAGAGUAAGAAGGCCCUCCAGUGGCUGGUAGAGAAAUGUGGGAACAGGUAUCACCUUUUCAACAAUGAGAGGAGAGGUGAUAAGACUCAGGUCACAGAACUGCUGGAGAAGAUAGAGGAGAUGGUGGCAGCAAACAAUGGACACUGUUUUGAAAUGGACAAAGAGAUUUUACAGGAUAUGGAAAAGAAGAGGAGAGCCGAAGAAGAGAGAGCAAAAGAGAGGUUGAUGAGAAUGCGGAGACAGCGAGAAGACAUCCAAACAAAAAUGGGUAACAAACUCCAUCUCUCAGAGCUGAGGAUUGUGCUGCUGGGUUACGGAUAUGCUGGGAAGAGUUCAGCCGGAAACACCAUCCUGGGCAGAGAAGCUUUUGAGAUAAAGAGAACCUCUCAGUGUGUGAAGAGAGAGGGAGAAGUAGCAGGAAGACACAUCACUGUGGUUAAAGCUCCAGGAUGGUGGAGAAAUCUGGGUGUAGAGGAGAGCACUAAGUUAGUUAAAGAGCAGAUAGUGCUCAGUGUGACUCUGUGUCCUCCAGGACCUCACUGUCUGCUUUUGGUCAUACGUGUGGACGCAAAAUUUAAAUCAAAGCAGAGAAAAGCACUCGAAGGGCACCUAAAGCUUUUCCCUGAGACCGUGUGGAAUCACACUCUAGUGCUGUUCACUUUUGGUGACUGUCUUAGAGACACACCCAUAGAGAAGCACAUUGAGAGUGAAUAUAAUGCUCUGCAGUGGCUUGUAGAGAAAUGUGGGAACAGGUAUCAUGUUCUCAACAAUAUGAACAGGAGUGAUAAGACUCAGGUCACAGAACUGCUGGAGAAGAUUGAGAAGAUGGUGGCAGCAAACAGUGGAGGCUGUUUUGAAAUUGACAGAAGAAUUUUACAGGAAGUGGAGGAGAAGAGAAGAACAGAAGUAGAGAGAGCAGAAACAAGGAGGGUGAAGGUGCAAAAACAGAGAGAGGACAUCCGAGCAAAAAUGGGUGGCAAGCCCUAUCUCUCAGAGCUAAGGAUGGUGCUGCUGGGGUGCAGAAAUGCUUGGAAGAGUACAGAAGGAAACAUCAUCCUGGGCAGAAAAGAAAUAAAGAGAACAGCUCAGUGUGUAAAGAGAGGAGAAGUAGCAGGGAGACGCAUCACUGUGGUCGAAGCUCCAGGGUGGUUCAGGAAUACCUGUGUAACAGAUAGUGUGUCGCUGUGUCCACCGGGACCCCACUGUCUGCUGUUGGUUAUAAAUCUGGACACCAAAUUCGAAACACAUCAGAGAAAACCGUUAGAGGAACAUCUAAAACUUUUUCCUGAGAAAGUGUGGAGCCAUACUAUAGUGCUGUUCACUCAUGGAGACUGGUUGGGAGACACACCCAUAGAGCAGUACAUAGAGAGUGAAGGGGAGGACCUCCAGUGGCUGGUAGAGAAAUGUGGGAACAGAUAUCAUGUUCUCAACAAUAUGAACAGGAGUGAUACGACUCAGGUCACAGAGCUACUGGAGAAGUUAGAGGAGAUGGUGGCAGCAAACAGUGGAGGCUAUUUUGAAAUUGACAGAAGAAUUUCACAGGAAGUGGAAGAGAAGAGAAGAACAGAAGUACAGAGAGCAGAAACAAGUAGGAUGAAGGUGCAAAAACGAAGAGAGAACAUCCGAGCAAAAAAGGGUGUUAAACACCAUCCCUCAUACCUUAGGUUGGUGCUGCUGGGGGAUACUGAGUCUGGAAAGGAAUUAGUUGGAAACAUCAUCAUGGGUAGAAGGUUGUUAAAGUCAAAGCAAACUGAUCACAGUUUAAUGACACAUGGAAGAGUAGCAGGGAGACACAUCACUGUGGUCGAAGCUCCAGGAUGGAGGAAUCUUAGUGUAGAGAAGAGCACUGAGUUGGUUAAAGAGCAGAUAAUGCUCAGUGUGACUCUGUGUCCUCCAGGACCUCACUGUCUGCUGUUGGUCAUACGCUUGGACAGACCAUUUCAGGCAAAGCAGAGAAAUGCACUGGAGGGACAUCUAAAGCUUUUCCCUGAGACCGUGUGGAAUCACACUAUGGUGCUGUUCUCUUUUGGGGAGUAUCUGGAAGACACACCUAUAGAGCAGCAUGUUAAGAUGGAAGAGAAGAACCUCCAGUGGCUGGUAGAGAAAUGUAGGAAAAGGUAUCAUGUUCUCAAGAAUAUGAACAAGGAUAAAGACACUCAGGUCAGAGAACUGCUGGAGAAGAUAGAGAAGAUGGUGGCAGCAAACAGUGGAGGCUGUUUAAAAAUCGACAAAUGGAUUUUACAGAAAGUGGAAGAGAACAGAAGAGCAAGAGAGCAACAGCUAAAGGACAUGCAAGCAAAACAAGUGAGAAUUCUUAAGAAUCGUCUCUCAGAGCUGAGGAUUGUGCUGCUGGGUUACAGAUAUGCUGGGAAGAGUUCAGCAGGAAACACCAUCCUGGGCAGAGAGAGAUUUGAGAUAAAGAGAACUGCUCAGUGUGUGAAGAGACAGGGAGAAGUAGCAGGGAGACACAUUACUGUGGUUGAAGCUCCAGGAUGGCUGAUGGAAACUCCUGAAACAAAGAGCUUACUAAAAGAGGAGAUUGUUCUCAGUGUGUCUCUGUGUUCUCCUGGACCUCAUGCUCUACUGCUGCUCAUACGUUUAGACACUGUGUUUGAAGACAGUGUGAGAAGAGCUAUAGAGAGACAUUUAAUGUUUCUUACUAAGCAAGUGUGGAGACACACUAUAGUGCUGUUCACUUGUGGAGACCGGCUGCAAGGAACUCCUGUAGAGCAGUUCAUUGAAAGUAAAGGGAAGGACCUCCAGUGGCUGGUAGAGAAAUGUGGGAACAGGUAUCAAGUUCUCAACAAUAUGAACAGGAGUGAUACGACUCAGGUCACAGAGCUGCUGGAGAAGAUAGAGGAGAUGGUGGCAGCAAACAGUGGACACUGUUUUGAAAUAGGGGAAAAGAUUGUUCAGGAGGAUGAAGAAACAAGUAGGGAAGAUGCAGAAAAAUCACACAAUCAAAAGACACUUCCUGGACACUGUGUGAGUUUUUGGAUGGAAGAUGAAGACAAUCUGUGUGCAGAUGCUGAAGGAUUUGUUCCUGAAAUGAUAGAGCACAAGACAAAUAACUAUCACAGGUUUCAGUGCCCUCAUGCUGGUCGGUUUCAGUGCAGAUUGACCAACCUUGUGUUUGAGAUGGAAGGAAAAGGGGAGGUGCUGUACAGAAUAGACUCAUGGGAUACCAAUGUGUUGGAUGGAUUAGGCCAGAUGAAGCCUGCAGGACCGCUGUAUGACAUUGACUGCUUUGAAGGGUCAAUCAAUUACCUGUACUUUCCACACUGUGAGAUACUUACUGAUCAGGCUGAGCUGGCUGUAGCACAUUUCACUAGUGGAAAUCUGGAGAUCAUUGAACCAUUGAAAGUGACAAACACACAUGUAAUCAUUGCUAUUCGAGACCUGUCCAUCUUUGCCCUCAUAUCCAAGAUAUUUUUUGCUGGACCCAUUAACGCCCAAGUGCUGUUCUUCUACAAACCAGUAACUGGAGUACAAAACCUGAGGGAAAUGCACAUUCAUUUGUUGCCAGGAAAUGUGCCUCUUACAGAGGUGAAAAAUCAGUAUUUGGACUUCACAAACGUUAGGACAAGUUCAAAAUGCCAGCUGACACCUGGAAGAAAAUACAAGGCAUCAUGUGGCCCUUAUGUACCUCAGCCACAGGUUGAGACAUUUGAACGUGACCAUGGUCCAAACUACCACCCUGCAUUUGUUGUACAUGUUGAGUCUGUGAGGAUUACAGUAAGCCUUUUGGAUGAAAAUGGCAUGGAAGUGUGGGAACCCCAUCAGUUCUUUCUUACAGGUGGUAACACAGACCUGCUCAACAUGAAUACAGAUGCUGAAUUUGUAAAUAAAUAUAGGCAGAAGCUCAUUAAGAGAGUUUCCUCUGUGAUGGAAAUUGCUGACUGCCUGAAAAGUAAACAGAUGAUCACUGAUGAAAUGUACAGCGACAUACAAGCUGCAAAAACAUCUCAUGAACAAAUGAGGCUCUUGUACAUAGCUCUGGACUCAGGAGGAGCAGCUGUGAAAGUGGAAUUCUAUAAUAUCCUCAAAGAAAAGCAGCCUUUUUUAGUAGAUGAUCUGGAGGCUGGACCCAGCGAGGCCUAAUAGGCCUUUGUACAUUUUCAGGAAUCACAAGUGUUUUUGUCAACAGCAAGUGCUGUGAGGACCCUGACUGGCAGAGAAGCUUCACUGCUGUUCUGCUGUUCUGAGACCAGUGCAUAUGAACUAUAGGAGACAACACGCUAUCUGAGAGAAGUGCUGGGAACCUCUCCUCAGAUAGAGCCAGCUCAAAGUCACUCAGAAGAGCUUUACAUCCACGCUUUUCUUUGCUUUCACGUUCUCACAGACUUAAACUACGCUAUGAUAGGAACUAGUGGUUGGUACUGGUUAACAUGUCAUUUGCAUAAAGGUAUAAUUUUGUCUGUGUUGGCUUAGGGGAGAAGAUGCUCAAGGGUACUCUCUUCCCCUCGCCUGGCUUUUCCUUUCUUUCUCUCGAUUUGUCGCUCGCUCCCUGGGUUGUGAAUCUCUCGAGAUAUAAUCAUGUGUUGACCUGUUGAUGUUUUUUUAUAAUUUUAUUAUGUUUUAACCAUUUAUCAAUAAUUGUUACUUUAUUUGGUUUGACCAGUGAACGCUAACAGUCAUUCCUCAAGCAAAACAGCCCUACCUAUAAGAUAAAUAAAAUAUUACAUAAAUGUUAUCUGAUAUAAUUGGUUUUAUUGUAUAAGAAAAUGAACUGUUAGUAAAUCUGCACAGUCAGUUUAAAAAUCAUGUAAUUUAUUUUGGAUCAGUAAGGCUACUUAACUGCUUAUAUGAGCAAACCAAAUACAACUGUACUUUUUUUUUUUUUUUUUUUUUACAAA
Molecule: messenger RNA, 5653 nt
Organism: Astyanax mexicanus (Mexican tetra)
Lineage: Eukaryota; Metazoa; Chordata; Actinopteri; Characiformes; Acestrorhamphidae
Exons: 16
Coding region: 300-4898 (1532 amino acids)
Biological process (GO): innate immune response; inflammatory response; regulation of apoptotic process
Molecular function (GO): GTP binding
Source: RefSeq, a predicted model, not a curated record